Silurus meridionalis is the source of this 5187-nucleotide messenger RNA. RefSeq lists its product as uncharacterized. The transcript has 22 exons. Gene Ontology annotation, biological process: transmembrane transport. The record is from RefSeq and is a predicted model, not a curated record. Gene Ontology annotation, cellular component: membrane. The coding region runs from base 243 to 4544 and encodes 1433 amino acids. Gene Ontology annotation, molecular function: ABC-type oligopeptide transporter activity; ATP binding; ATP hydrolysis activity. Lineage: Eukaryota; Metazoa; Chordata; Actinopteri; Siluriformes; Siluridae.
GAUUAGAUUUAUGCCUGUUCUUGGAAGACACUACUGACUAAAUAGUUGAUAGAAUAGUCAUUAUUCUAAUAUCUUGAAUAGGGUUCUGGAAAACCCCGGUGAAAGAAAAUGAAACUGAAAGUAACCUCAUUGUGGGGGAAUACCUUCAUUGCUAUGAAAAAGACUGCAGGAUAAAUCGAUUUACUUUUGAACUUUUGAUUUAAAACUCAAUCAAAAGCUGCUGUUUAAUUGUAGGCUAAAAUAUGUCCAAACUUCUGGUGUGUGUUCUUGCUGUGGUCACGGAUUUGCUGGUGGUGUAUGUGCUGGAUUUGGCAAGCACACAGCUGAGAAGUGAAGAGAGGAGUUUGGAUGGUGGGGAUUCCUUGCUGAGGCAGUGGACUGAGGCUGUGCUGAGAUGCUCACUGCUCUGCGCAAUCUUCUACUGGAGUGAUGUUAGAGGGUCCCUGAUGAAGCGGUGGAUUUUGGCUCACUGUUUUCUCAAUCCUGUGUAUGAAACAGGUCGUUUAACUGUUUUUGGUGGCUGGCCGCUGGAGAAGUUUGCUAUGUGGCUGGUCGGCAGUGUGUCUGCUGCUUUGGGAUGCCUGUUUUGGGAGACCCUCUUUCCAGAAUCUAACGGGGAAAGCAGCAGCAAAGAAAACAAGCAGAAAGCUCGAGUGCUCUUCAUGAGAGUGAUCCGCCUCUACAAACCUGACUAUCUGUUCUUAAUUGGGGCAUCUGUAUUUCUAGCCUUAGCUGUCCUCUGUGAGAUGUUUAUCCCACUAUACACAGGAAAGCUGAUUGAUAUCCUGCAGACUGAAUACAGCUGGAAUGAAUUUCUUUCAACAAUAAUAUUAAUGACAUUUUUCUCUUUUGGGAGUUCUUUCAGUGCAGGUUGUCGUGGAGGCCUGUUCACAUGUGCAAUUGGCAGAUUUGUCUCCAGAGUGAAGCAUCAACUCUUCAGCUGCUUGCUUAAACAGGAAAUUGGCUUCUUUGAGACUACAAAAACAGGUGACAUGACAUCCAGAUUGUCCACAGACACCAAUCUCAUGGCCGACGCUGUAGCUCUGAAUGUGAACGUCCUUCUUCGGACCCUGAUUAAGACCCUCGGGAUGCUGUAUCUGAUGUUUAAUCUUUCCUGGAAGCUCACUGUAUUGACACUGAUGGAAACGCCUUUGACUGGGCUGCUGCAGAACAUCUAUGACACACACUACCAGAGACUCUUAAAGAUGGUGCAGGACUCUAUUGCAAGAGCAAAUGAUGCUGCAGGACAAGCUGUCUCAGGCAUCAGGACAGUAAAGAGUUUUAAUGCAAAGCAGAGUGAGAAGUGUCGCUAUGAUGAACGACUGAUGGACACGCAUAAUAUAAAGACUCGACGGGACACAGUCAGAGCAGUGUACCUGCUGGUGAGAAGGCUUACAGAGUUGGGAGUCAAGGUGGCUAUGUUAUACUAUGGUCAUCUGUUUGUAACAUAUAAACAGAUGACAAUGGGAAAUUUGGUGUCAUUCAUCCUUUACCAGUCAGAUCUUGGGGACAAUAUUAGGACUUUAAUUUACAUAUUUGGAGACAUGCUGAACUCUGUUGGUGCUGCUGGGAAGGUGUUUGAGUACCUGGACCGCAAGCCUGAAAUGACGACUGAUGGGACUCUGGAGCUAGAGGAAAUGAAGGGACACAUCAGCUUUCAUAACAUCACCUUCUCUUACCCAACACGUCCUGACCGAAAUGUGCUGGAGGACUUCAGUUUGGAGCUGAAACCUGGUAAAAUGACUGCCCUGGUUGGGAUUUCUGGUGGUGGGAAAAGCACUUGUGUUAGUUUGCUGCAAAGGUUUUAUCAGCCUCAGCAGGGAGAGAUCCUGCUAGAUGGACAGCCUCUGCAGAACUACCAGCACAGAUACCUGCAUGGCAAGAUUGUAGCAGUGGGCCAGGAGCCUGUUCUCUUCUCCGGUACCGUGCGGGACAAUAUUGCUUACGGACUGCCAGACUGUUCACUUGAGAGAAUUGAGGAGGCAGCACGCAAAGCCAAUGCACAUGAAUUCAUCUGUCAGUUACAGAAAGGUUAUGACACAGACGUAGGUGAACGAGGAAGUCUUCUUGGUAGCAGUCAGAGGCAGCGCAUUGCGAUUGCCAGAGCUCUAAUCAGAGAGCCACAGGUUAUAUUACUGGAUGAGAUCACAAGCUUUCUAGAUCCUAAGAGUGAACAAAUGGUUCAACAAGCUCUGGCCAACUGCCCCAAACAGACCUUACUGGUGAUUGCACACAAGCUGAAGACCAUUGAGAAGGCAGACCAGAUUGUCGUGAUUGACAAGGGGGGGGUUUUGGAGCAAGGCAGUCAUGAGGAACUCAUGAGGAAUAAAGGACAUUACUACAAACUCAAAGAGAAACUCUUUACUGAAAAUAACAGAAACAUUUAUAGAUGCUACAAUAUGUCCAAACUUCUGGUGUGUGUUCUUGCUGUGGUCACGGAUUUGCUGGUGGUGUAUGUGCUGGAUUUGGCCAGCACACAGCUGAGAAGUGAAGAGAGGGGUUUAGAUGGUGGAUAUGCCUUGCUGAGGCAGUGGACUGAGGCUGUGCUGAGAUGCUCACUGCUCUGCACAAUCUUCUACUGGAGUGAUGUUAGAGGGUCCCUGGUGAAGCGGUGGAUUUUGGCUCACUGUUUUCUCAAUCCUGUGUAUGAAACAGGUCGUUUAACUGUGUUUGGUGGCUGGCCGCUGGAGAAGUUUGCUAUGUGGCUGGUCGGCAGUGUGUCUGCUGCUUUGGGAUGCCUGUUUUGGGAGACCCUCUUUCCAGAAUCUAACGGGGAAAGCAGCAGCAAAGAAAACAAGCAGAAAGCUCGAGUGCUCUUCAUGAGAGUGAUCCGCCUCUACAAACCUGACUAUCUGUUCUUAAUCGGAGCAUCUGUAUUUCUAGCCUUAGCUGUCCUCUGUGAGAUGUUUAUCCCACUAUACACAGGAAAGCUGAUUGAUAUCCUGCAGACUGAAUACAGCUGGGAUGAAUUUCUUUCAACAAUUAUAUUAAUGACAUUUUUCUCUUUUGGGAGUUCUUUCAGUGCAGGUUGUCGUGGAGGCCUGUUCAUGUGUGCAAUUGGCAGAUUUAUCUCCAGAGUGAAGCAUCAACUCUUCAGCUGCUUGCUUAAACAGGAAAUUGGCUUCUUUGAGACUACAAAAACAGGUGACAUCACUUCCAGAUUGUCCACAGACACCAAUCUUAUGGCACGAGCUGUUGCACUAAACGUGAACGUUCUUCUUCGGACCCUGAUUAAGACCUUGGGGAUGUUAUACCUGAUGUGUAGUCUCUCCUGGAAGCUCACUGUACUAACACUGAUGGAGACGCCUUUGACUGGACUGCUACAGAACAUUUAUGACACACAUUACCAGAAACUCUCAAAGAAGGUGCAGGACUCCAUAGCAAGGGCAAAUGAUGCUGCAGGAGAGGCUGUGUCAGGCAUCAGGACAGUAACAAGCUUUAAUGCAAAGCAGAGCGAGAAGUGUCGCUAUGAUGUGCGGCUGAUGGACACACAUAAUAUAAAGACUCAGCGGGACACAGUCAGAGCAAUGUACCUGCUGGUGAGAAGGCUCACAGAGUUGGGAGUGAAGGUGGCAAUGCUAUACUAUGGCCACUUGUUCGUAACGUAUGGACAGAUGACUACGGGAAAUCUGGUCUCAUUCAUUCUCUAUCAUUCAGAUCUUGGGGACAAUAUCAGGACUUUGAUUUACAUAUUUGGAGACAUGCUGAACUCUGUGGGUGCUGCUGGGAAGGUGUUUGAGUACCUGGACCGCAAGUCUGAAGUGAGGACAGAUGGGACCCAGGAGCCAAAGGAUUUAAAGGGACACAUCAACUUCCAGAACAUCACCUUCUCUUAUCCAACACGUCCUGACCACAGUGUGCUGGAGGACUUCAGUUUGGAGCUGAAACCUGGUAAAAUGACUGCUCUGGUGGGAAUUUCUGGUGGUGGGAAAAGCACUUGCGUCAGUCUGCUGCAGAGGUUUUACCAGCCUCAGCAUGGACAGAUCCUGCUCGAUGAACAUCCUCUGCAGAACUACCAACACAAAUACCUGCACAGCAAGAUUGUAGCAGUGGGCCAGGAGCCUGUUCUCUUCUCAGGUACCGUACGGGACAAUAUUGCUUACGGACUGCCAGACUGUUCACUUGAGAGAAUUAAGGAGGCAGCACGCAAAGCCAAUGCACAUGAAUUCAUCUGUCGGUUACCGAAAGGUUAUGACACAGACGUAGGUGAACGAGGAAGUCUUCUUGGUAGCAGUCAGAGGCAGCGCAUUGCGAUUGCCAGAGCUCUAAUCAGAGAGCCACAGGUUAUAUUACUGGAUGAGAUCACAAGCUUUCUGGAUCCUACAAGUGAACAAACGGUCCAACAAGCUCUGGCCAACUGCCACAACCAGACCUUACUGGUGAUUGCACACAGGCUGAAGACCAUUGAGAAGGCAGACAAGAUUAUUGUGAUUGACCAGGGGGUUAUUUUGGAGCAAGGCAGUCAUGAGGAACUCAUGAGGAAUGAAGGACAUUACUACAAACUGAAAGAGAAACUCUUUACUGAAAAUAACAGUAAGAGUUAAAGAUAUGUGGGUCUAUACUGUAUACUUUACAGGCACUGGCAUGUCAUCAGUAUACAGUUCAACAGUAGUAAUCAUACACAGCUAUAGUUUUUUUGGCAUUCUGCAUUGUUUCCAAUGUUUUCUGAGCUACACGGGCUUCUGCAUUGGUCAUUAUACUGUAAGAUCUAUAUGCUGGUAUGUGUUGGAAGGUAUAAUAAUAGUAUGUAAAAUAAGGAGAAAUUAGUUCUGACUUUUGUAAGAUUUAUUUGUUUUAUGAAUAUAUACUCUAGUAACAGUAACUUAUCUUCCAAUACAGCAAAAUACAAAACAGAAAAAGAAAUAUGCCAGAUUUGUUGAUUUUAGGGAUGCAGGAUUAUUGUAUUGAAAAGUAAAAACAAACAAGAAUGCAGAUACAGUAAGAAAUGAAGUGUUUUAAUAAACAGUUUACCAUUAACUACUAGUGACAGCAUUAAAAUAUCUGCUGUCUAAAAUGUCAUCAUGGUGUGUUAUAGCUUUUUAGGUUGUAUUAAUGUGAACACAUUCUAAAGCAGGGGUCACCAACGUGGUGCCCGCAGGCACCAGGUCACCCGCAAGGACCACAUGCGUAGCCCGCGGGCCUUUUCUAAAAAUAGCUGUUUCCUACUUUGUUAAAUCAUUGUUGAUA